ACCAAAAACAUCCCCUCCCCUUAAACUCCAAAAUAUGGCCUCUAUUUUGGCCAAAACCACAACUUUUACUCUCGUCUUUUUUCUCAUUGCAUCAACCUUUACUCAUGCAUCUGAGUACAGGACAUACAAUGACUACUCCCCAAAUCUGCCAUCCUACACUAACACCUACCAAUACAACCCUGUCCAAAAUUACAACCCCUACUACACUCAACCCCAACCCACUACGCAAUCCUACACUUACCAAUACAACCCCACUCCAAGCCCCACUCCCUACAAAGAGACAACUCCAGAAACAAGCUACUCUGGUGGCGGCGCAACUGGCUCCGAUAAGGCCGCCUUCUUGCAAGUCCACAAUAUCGCUAGGGCAGCUUUGGGACUUACCCCAUUCACUUGGGACGACAGGCUAGCUGCGUUCGCGCAAUCAUGGGCUAACCAACGCAUCAAUGACUGUCGAUUAGUACACUCGGAUGGACCAUAUGGAGAGAAUAUCUUCUGGGGUAGCGGUGGUUAUUCAGCUGCAUUUGGUGUGCAAUCAUGGGUUAACGAACGUAAGUACUAUAAUCUUUACUCCAACUCUUGCUCGGGUGGCAUGGAUUGUGGCCAUUACACUCAGAUUGUGUGGAGGAAAUCCACCCGUCUUGGUUGUGCUAGAGUUACUUGUAAUGAUGGAGGUGUUUUCAUCACCUGCAACUACGAUCCUCCUGGUAACUACAUCGGUACACGACCAUAUUGAUCUAUAUAUAGUUUCUAAUAUCUGGUUGAGAUUUGAGAAUAAUAAUAUAUAUGUAGCAUGUAUUGAUGAUUUAUUGUUUUGAGAAUUGCUAGUGUUUUUUUUUUGUAUUAAGUGUUUUAACAAGCGGUAGUUCCAACUUCCCACAUACUAGUUUACUAUAAUCCAUUCCUAUUUCUUAGCUCGUGAA
Molecule: messenger RNA, 920 nt
Organism: Beta vulgaris subsp. vulgaris (sugar beet)
Lineage: Eukaryota; Viridiplantae; Streptophyta; Magnoliopsida; Caryophyllales; Amaranthaceae
Product: pathogenesis-related protein PRB1-2
Exons: 1
Coding region: 35-733 (232 amino acids)
Cellular component (GO): extracellular region
Source: RefSeq, a predicted model, not a curated record